Messenger RNA from Myotis davidii, 2145 nucleotides. It is a transcript of the gene SOWAHB, whose product is annotated as sosondowah ankyrin repeat domain family member B. The transcript has a single exon. NCBI's taxonomy places the organism in Eukaryota, Metazoa, Chordata, Mammalia, Chiroptera, Vespertilionidae. Gene Ontology annotation, molecular function: protein binding. The annotation marks the transcript as partial. The record is from RefSeq and is a predicted model, not a curated record.
ACCGUCGAGGCUACUGGGAGCGGGGCUUCCCCGCCUGCCCUCCUGUCCAGCUGUCCUCCUCCCGGAGACCGGCCGGAGCUGAUGACCCCGGGCGACCUCCAUCAUUCCAGGCAGCAGCUGCAGCAGCAGCAGCAGCAGCAGCGCACUCGGGAAUGGGUGGCCAGACAUCCCCACGCGCCCGAGGCCCGGGACCAGGGCCCCACCAGAGUCUGGUCAGUGCUGCCAGAGAACUUCCCCUUGGAGCUGGGCUUCGGGGUCCCAGAACCUAACUCAGCGCCUUUAGACCCUCCUGUUUCCCCUCGUUCUCUCUCCCCUGCUGUUCCGGAGGCCUGGCCCGGGAACCCCCCGUUGGCAGUCUUUCGCAGCAUUCGUUCUCAGCUGUCCCUCCAAGAACUGGAUGACUUUGUGGACCAGAACAGUCACAGCAGCGAGGAGAGCAGCAGUGGGCCCAAAGAGUCCCCUGGGGGUUCUGAAGAGGGCCUGCACAUCGCCCUAGGAACCCCAGAUUGGAGAAAGCUCCGGAAUUCAGGUGGCCGCCUUUCUCCGAAGGAGGGUGACUGCCGCAGGAGCCCUCAAGGCCUCAGAAACCCAGGGGAUGGGCACGCCCCUCAGCAGGUUCCACCUGGGGCCAAUGGUCUUGCAGGCCAGCCCCAGGAGCCCUCGUCCUCGCCGGCUCCCAGGUUAAGGAGAUCCCUCAGGAUGAGCUCUCGGGCAGGGAGAGCCGCAUUGUCCUCCUCGGAUGAGGAGUGUCUUGAGGAGGACUUCCUGAAAAGGAGCCGGCGCCCACCGCGGUCCAGGAAACCCUCCAAGGCAGGAGCCGCGUCCAGCCCCAGGGUGGAUGCUGCGUUGACACCGAACCCUGCUGAUGUGAAGGCUGCUGUUGCUGCCAGGGGUCAUCUACACAGUGUGUGCGCCCCAGGUAGGCAGGCGCCUGCAGCCUUGGUCCCGCACAGACCCGAGCACAAGCCGUCUCUGGUGCCCCUGGAUGCCAGGGAGCAUGAAUGGAUGGUGAAGCUUGCCACUGGCUCUUGGAUUCGCGUGUUGACUUUGUUUUGGGAGGAUCCUCAGCUGGCUUUGCACAAGGACUUCUUGACUGGGUACACGGCUUUGCACUGGAUAGCCAAACAUGGCGACCUCAGGGCCCUGCAGGACUUCGUGGGGAGUGCCCAGAAGGCAAGGGUUGCUCUUGAUGUGAAUGCGAAGUCCAGUGGUGGGUACACCCCUCUGCACCUUGCAGCCAUUCAUGGCCACCAGGGGGUCAUGAAAUUGCUCGUGGAAAGGCUGGCUUCGCGAGUGAAUGUCCGGGACAGCAGUGGGAAGAAGCCUUGGCAGUAUCUGACCCGUAAUACCUCUGGGGAAAUAUGGCAGCUCCUGGGAGGCCCUCGGGGCAAGCCUAUUUUUCCUGUCUAUCCCUUAGUCCGAAGCUCUUCCCCCACCAGGAAGGCCAAGAGCCGGGAGAUAUCUAGACACAUCACCCGAAAGACUUCCCUUGCUGCGCUACUCAAAAGUCAGCACCACAGGUGGAAAUCGGCCAACCAGUAUGAGAAGUUCCCCCCUCCCAAGGAAAGAGAAGAGUACAGUGACUAAGGCGGACCCCUGUCUCCCACACGCAGCCACUGCACCUCCAUCCUUGAGCUACUCGGUCAGAGGAUUCAGGGGGAGCAGAAAAACUGCCAAGGAGUUGGUAAAGAGAGAGAUCAAGUGAGAUGGCCUCCCUAGUGUUUACCUGCCUGGAUUUUUUGUCAGCUCAUCGUGGACCUCAGGGUUUAUUCAAGCUUCCGACAGCUCAAGUCCUUGGGCCAGUGAGACCUCUACAAGGGGCAGAGCCACGUGCUUAAAAGCAGCAGGCGUCCUUCCUCUUCCCUGUCACCUCUGAGCACUGUAAGCACAUUGUUCUCUGUAGCAGCAGUACCAGGCCUUGGCUAGAGGGGACAGCUGUCUAACAAGAAGGGAGGCACUUCCAGGAAUUGACAAAGCUCAAACAGAAUCUGCUCUGGCUGGUAGUUCUCUGGCUUCUCUUCAUUUGGAGAAUAAUUUGGCUGCGAGUGGAAAGCUCCAGAUUUGAAAUCAGAUGGCCAGGCCCCUCUUUUCUUUUUUUUAUUCUUUUAAAAAAUCUUUUUUCAUUCUUUUUCCCUCCCUCCCUCC